AUGACGAUCCGGGCGUUAGAGAAGGUGUCAGUUGGCCAGAAUGGCAUCGGUGCCUUCAUCCUACAAUGCAAGAGGAUGGACAUUCACUAUUGCGACCAUUCAGGGAGCUCUCGAGGCAUGAACAUCUUUAUCCGAUCAAUGCUUCAGAAGUUCGCCGCAUCCCACCCCCAGAUCGAAUUUGCCGUCUCUCCACGGCCGAGGAAACACCCCGUCAUGAUCGGUCACUACAUCAACGGCAAUCAAAAGUCAAUUUGCGUGAAAAACAUGGAGCCCACAGAGAUUUUGAAGAAGGCGGAACUGUUGCGAGACGCAAGCGGGGAGAAGAUCAAGCGAGUCAACAAAUCCGUUAAGAGUAUCAACCCGAGUGUUCGUGGCAUAUGGAGUCCUUACCACGGCAAGGGGAUUACUGUAUGA
Messenger RNA from Pseudomassariella vexata, 414 nucleotides. Its product is annotated as thioredoxin-like protein. The record is from RefSeq and is a predicted model, not a curated record. Gene Ontology annotation, molecular function: structural constituent of ribosome. NCBI's taxonomy places the organism in Eukaryota, Fungi, Ascomycota, Sordariomycetes, Amphisphaeriales, Pseudomassariaceae. Bases 1 to 414 code for a protein of 137 amino acids. Gene Ontology annotation, cellular component: mitochondrial large ribosomal subunit. Gene Ontology annotation, biological process: mitochondrial translation. The transcript has 3 exons.